Molecule: messenger RNA, 1779 nt
Organism: Caenorhabditis bovis
Lineage: Eukaryota; Metazoa; Nematoda; Chromadorea; Rhabditida; Rhabditidae
Source: the annotation of a GenBank genome assembly
AUGUCAUCUGAUGAUUGUUUGAAUGGCUCAUUGGAGAAUGUGCAAAAGUCGAGAUCGGAUUCGGAGGUGAUCUCGCCGGCGGUGAAUAAAUCAUCGAGUCAACUCCGGCGAAUACUCAUUGAUGAUUUGAGCGUGUGCUCGGCGAGCCCCGGCGACCGAGUAUGGGCGACGUGUUCGGGCGCCGGCGAUUCAUCGGAAGUGAUUCACGUGCGAUUUGUUGGCGUGAAUUUCGAGGAAGACGCGCUCGACGUUUGCAGGAAAACUGAGAUUGUUAUGUUCACGACGCCCGCAUUGCUUCUAGAAACUGAAUCUGAUAUUCAGCUGAGAUUCUCAACGAGCGCUGAAAACUUUACAAAUGUGCCUUUUAGAUAUGUGCCAAGAAAGCAACGAGAAUCCUCGUUAGACGACGUCAGAUUUGAUCACCUAAUUGAAUUUGCGACAACCGGCGACCCGAUUGCUCUUCUCACUCCAUUUAUUCCAUUAAUCGGCAAAACCGAUCCGGAGGGAAAUACGGCUUUGCACAUCGCGUCGAGGAGCAGCCAGAGUUUCGCGUUGAAGCUUAUUUUAUCAGUUCUCCCGAAUUCAACAAAGCAAGAAGUGAUCAAUAUUCAAAAUGCUCAAGGGCUGACGGCUCUUCACUGCGCUGUUCGCGAAGGCGACCCGGACGCUGUGCAUUAUUUAAUGAAUCACGGGGCGCGCAUUGACUUGGCCGAUCAUUAUGGAAAUACGGCGGUUCAUCUACUUAGCGAGACUUAUAAUGAAUCGAUAUUCAAAGAGAUUCUCGAACCUUCGCGCGGUCAAUCUUAUAACAUCAAUCAGCUGAACAAUGAAGGUUAUUGUCCGCUUCACAUGGCCGUUCGAAAGCUGAAACUAUCUUUAAUUGAAAUGCUCAUCGAAGCUGGAGCAGAUGUGAAUUUGUUGGAUCGCGAGAAGAAGCGAAAUGCUCUUCUUCAUGCUGUCGAAAUGAAUGACAUUGAAGCAAUUCAAAUUCUAGUCGAGAAGAACUCUGACACGAACGUUGAGGAUGUCAACGGAGAUACUGCACUUAGUCUAGCCAAUAAGAAUGCGAAUUAUCCUGCCAUCGGAUUAUUGAUUGAUCAUGGCGCAGAUCCGAAUAGGAUGAACUCGAAGGGUGUAUGCCUCGCUGAUUGCUCUGAUACCGUUGUGCAGAGUAUAAUCAAUGGAGAACGACAUGAAAUACCUAAAAAGGAUGGAUUUACGGCGCCAAAUGAUCUAUCAACCUCGAGGUCGCCACUAUUCGGCCGCUCUCAUCCAAAUAGUGCGCCAGAUGAUGAUCCGACGAUCAGUAGACUGGUUAAAAGGAGCAGAGAGGAAAUAUUGAAUGACGCUCAAUCAUUACUGGACGAGCCUGAUGAGAGACCGCCUAUUCAAGUUAUUGGACCGUCUGAGGAAUCCGAUGACGAUGAUCAACAGCCAGGUCCAUCUACAAGUUCGGCGACGCCGAGAAGCCAACGAAGUGAUUGGAAUAAGAAAAUGAGUGAUAGCGUUUGCAACUUGGACUAUCUCACUAGAAUACGGGUUUCGAAAAUAUUUGACAAUGAAGGAAAAUGGCAUCAAUUGGCUCGGCAACUUGGCUGCGAUCAUAUGAUCGAAUUAAUUACAAUUUGCUCGGAUGGAGAUGAGUCAAGCCCAACGAUGAUACUUUUGGAUCAAUUUGAGCAAUUAACUGAUUCAUCAAUCACUCGUCUUCGUCAAGCAAUGGUGGAAAUGAAUGAGGACGAGGGCGUCAAACUCAUCGAUCAACGUUAUGUUUACUAA